This is a messenger RNA of Dendrobium catenatum, 1665 nucleotides long. RefSeq names its product probable WRKY transcription factor 35. Gene Ontology annotation, cellular component: nucleus. The record is from RefSeq and is a predicted model, not a curated record. The coding region runs from base 305 to 1495 and encodes 396 amino acids. The transcript is spliced from 3 exons. Gene Ontology annotation, biological process: regulation of DNA-templated transcription. Lineage: Eukaryota; Viridiplantae; Streptophyta; Magnoliopsida; Asparagales; Orchidaceae. Gene Ontology annotation, molecular function: transcription cis-regulatory region binding; DNA-binding transcription factor activity.
CUCUUCUCCUCAUCUUCAGAUUAAUCUAAUAGUUCGAUUUUACAAGGAUUUUUCACCCACUGUGUCUACUUAUCGCCAUCCUGUUCUUCCCCUCGAGGUAGGAUAGAGAAAGCCAGCAAAAGAAGAACAGAAAGGAGUUUACUAGAUGGCUAGAUAGAUGCUUGUUUCCACUACUGCUCAUGUGCAAUUCCAUUAGCAUGGUCAAAAGGAAGAUCUUAUAAAAGAAGCUAAUUUCUUAAUUUGAUCGAUUAGCUUCUCAAACAUUUCCCACUCCUCCUCAACUUGAUCAGUACUGAGCAAGAUCAUGUGUGACUACUUCAAUCGAAGGAUGGAGAAGAGCCAAGGAGACCUCGCCGACAUCGUCCGAAACCGAGGCCUCAUCAGCCCGCCGGAGUCCGCCAACGAACUGCUCGGCGCCGCCAACAGUUGGCAGUUUCUUCCGGAGCCAUCCGCAGUCUUCCCGAGGUUGGAUGACAAAGUGUUCGGAGGAGACUCCUUGGCUGAUGCGGCAGACCCACUGCUCCAUGAAUUGGCUCGAACAAGCUUCUUCGACUCAACAGAGGCCAGCGGCGUGCAGAAGAAGAUGCUUUGGGAGGAAGGAAAUCGGCCCAACGGAAGUCUGCUCGCAAGAAUGCCUCAGAUUUCUCUGGGGAAGGGAAAGGGGUCACCGGUGAUCGGACCCCCGCAACUAUUAGCACCCGGGGGCGGCGGCCCGGUCGAGAUCUCAUCACCAAGAUUAAUUGCAGGGAUUAAGAGAAGGAAAAGUCAAGCAAAGAAGGUGGUUUGCAUCCCAGCUCCAGCUGCAGCAAGUGGUAGGCCAAGUGGAGAGGUUGUCCCUUCUGAUCUAUGGGCUUGGAGGAAAUAUGGUCAAAAGCCAAUCAAAGGGUCUCCUUACCCAAGAGGCUACUACAGAUGUAGUAGCUCAAAAGGAUGUUCAGCGAGGAAACAAGUGGAAAGAAGCCGGACAGAUCCUAACAUGCUGGUCAUCACCUACACUUCAGAGCACAACCAUCCAUGGCCAACUCAGAGAAAUGCUCUUGCUGGAUCUACGAGAUCUCAUCCUUCAAAAACCAACAACGCUUCUUCAACUUCCAGGAGUUCUCUUCACAACCACAAGCAAUUUACAGACAUGAAGGAAGAACCUAAAGAGUGUUCAAGCUCAAAUAACUCUUCAUUACAUGUAAAAGAAGAAGCUCAUGAGGAAAAGGAAAAGGCUUUGACUGAUCACCAAGAUCAUAAUGAUUUCGAUAGUGUGUUCGACGAGAGCAGCUUCAAUGAGCAGAUGAUGUCAAAUUUGAACCAGCCUGACAACUUCUUUGCAGAUUUGGCGGAGCUUGAUCCCGAUCCAAUGAACAUUAUCUUCCCUAAGGGAUUCAUGGGAGAUAAAUUAGAAGAGGAGAGGGAUAACAACAAUAACAGUAAGGCAAUGGAUCCUUUCAUUAUGUUUGAUUGGGGAGAAGGGAACAUAUUUGGAGAAGCAAAGAGAGGUUUAUAACAAGACCUUGGAACAAACACCUUUUUCUACAUGAGGUUAUAGAUUUGUUUAAGGUCUGUCUAUAAACCUUUUCCAUAUAUAUUUUCAAGUAAUGUUUCUCACAUAGAUAAAAUUAAUAUAUUUUUCUAUAUAGCAUGCUAUGUAUGAGAGUAUUGUAGUGAAUGAGAAGA